Messenger RNA from Coregonus sp. 'balchen', 1228 nucleotides. Lineage: Eukaryota; Metazoa; Chordata; Actinopteri; Salmoniformes; Salmonidae. The record is from the annotation of a GenBank genome assembly.
AUGAAUUCGUAUUUCGCAAACCCGUCGCUCUCCUGCCAUUUAUCUGGUGGUCAAGAUGUUUUGCCAAACGUGUCCAUAAAUUCCACCACUUAUGACACAGUGAGACAUUUUUCCUCAUAUGGGGCUGCUGUGACCCAGAAUCGGAUAUACCCAAAUCCUUUCUAUUCUCCCCAAGACAAUGUUGUUUUUGGGCCGAGCCGGGCAUCCUAUGAGUAUGGAUCUAAUGUGUUUCUUCAAGACAAGGAUGGGGGUCUUGCCAGUUGCAGACAAACAAGCAGGGGGCUGAAUGCACAAAGCCACAGUGCUCAGGAGUACAGUUUGGAUCACGCCAGAGGAUCGCAGGAGCAGAAACCUAACGUCCAGAUUUACCCGUGGAUGCAGCGAAUGAACUCUCACAGCGGUGAGUUUUACUACAACAAAUAAAUUAAGUAAAUGGGUCAGUUUUACGAUAUGUCUUAGCAACAGAGCAACUUCGUUUUUAUGGCCCCAUAAAACAUCAUUGUAUCGUCUCGCCCUGGAGAAAGGCCUCCUUUCUGAGUGUGCGUAACUAUUCUAACAGUUGCCCAAAAUGUGUAUUGUCAACGUUUACCCCCAAAAAUCCUAUGUUUUGUUUAUCCUGAAUCUUAUAUAUUUAAUUUAAACAAUUUCAUAGACUAUGUAUAUUUUACAAACAGAUGUUGGACAUGCAGAUUAAGUCUCAUGGUUUGGAGAACUGAUUGCUUAUUUUACUGCAUGCCAUAGUCGUUCCUACCAGGAGCAGAAAUAGGAUAUUUUGGACAUUAAUUGCUCCCAUCACAUUGUCAGUACCUUUGUAAUGAUGUCUAAUCUGGAUUAUGGUGAUUAAAUCAUCUGAUGUCAGAAAAAUGUACAGAAUGGGUAUAUAUACAUAAAUGUAAUCCAAUACUUUGCUAUGUUUUCUAUUCACUGCACAGGAGUUGGAUAUGGGUCAGACAGACGCAGAGGACGCCAGAUAUACUCCCGUUACCAAACACUGGAACUGGAGAAGGAAUUCCAUUUCAACCGCUAUCUAACCAGACGUAGACGUAUCGAAAUAGCAAACGCUCUCUGUUUGACAGAACGUCAGAUCAAAAUUUGGUUCCAGAACCGUCGUAUGAAAUGGAAGAAAGAGAGCAUUCUAACGUCGCCGGUGACGGGAAGUGAAUCAACAGGGGCCUCGGUGGAGGAAGGAGACGGCGUGGAAGAGGAGAAAGAAGAGGGAAAAAAAUAA